UUCUCAACAGGUACACAUGAGAAAGACAGCGAUGGCCAUGCUGAUUCUGCUGCUGAUUUUUAUUCCAGCUCAAUGCAUCGCCAUCAAGGUCAACUGCUCUGAACCAAACCAACUGGCAUUGCUGGAGGCCCUGAAGCCCAUUUUUCAGAUGGGCGCCAUUCGGCCAGUCACAAACAUGACAACCCCUACCAACGUCAGCUUACAUUUCCUUCUCUAUGCAAUAUUAGGAGUGAAUGAGAAGGCUCAACUCCUGACGACCUUUCUUUGGCAAAAAUUUUCUUGGCAGAAUGAGUUUGUCACUUGGGAUCCAGACCAGUGUGGCACCGACAAGAUUACUCUUCCCAGAGAAAACUUUUGGGUUCCAGAUCUUGUCAUCCGUGAAUUUAUGGAUCAAGACAAAGCUCCAAUUGUUCCUUAUGUACAUCUGUACAGCGAUGGAAAAAUGCUUGACGCAAAACCAGCCCGAGUUGUCAGUUCGUGUAACCUCGACAUCUACACUUUCCCCUUUGACAUACAGAACUGCAGUCUUACCUACGGGUCCUUCGUAAACAUGGCAAGUAUCAUGAAGUUGUCCCUAUCGAUGCCUGACGAUACCAUCACAGCAAUAUCCAAGAAAGUGAUGACCACUUUAGGAGAAUGGGAGCUGCUGAACAUCACUGCCGUAGAGCACGAUCAUCAAAACGCCUACUUGGAUGAGCUUCACUUUUACAUCCAACUGCGACGCAAGUCCACGCAGUACGUGGUGACCCUGCUGAUCCCGAGCGGUUUCCUUCUCACCGUGGACCUUUUUAGCUUCCUACUACCGCCGCAAAAUGUAGAUCGCUCGUCCUUCAAGAUGACGCUUAUCCUGGGCUACACAGUCUUCCUGCUCAUCAUGAAUGAUCUGUUGCCUAUCACGGGAAACGGCAUCCCCCUCAUCAAUGUGUUCUUUUCGCUGUGUCUGGCUCUCAUGGUGGGCAGUCUCCUGGAGACAAUUCUCAUCACCAACCUGCUGCUCAGCUCCAAAAAUGUCACUCCCGUACCUCGCUGGAUCCGCGUGCUGGUUCUACAAUUACUGGGUCGUCUUGUAGGUCUACCUUGGGAAGAAGUAAAAGAUUCAGACACAAGAGGAAACAGUGUGUCCACACAACACGGAUGUGGUGACCCCUCUCAUGGGGAGAAAGGACAAGCAGUGGAGGACAGGGCCCUGCAGGAGCUCAGGAGCCUUCGUGGAGACCUGAAGGUCCUCCGCCUGCAGGUGGAGGAGCAGCUGGGGAGCAGCCAGAGCUCAAAGGAGUGGAUCCAGGUGGGUUUUAUCAUUGACCGCCUGCUGUUUGGCAUCUACCUCCUCUUCAUAUCUGUCAGCAUCAUCACCAUCACGAUCAUCUGGGCUAGUCGGUAGAUGACAAAAUUUUUUGUUUUAGUGUAAUUGAUUGAUAGAUCACUAUGACAUGCUUAAUUUCUCAGUUGUACUACUUUGAAGAGUAAUUGUUAAUCAUAACAAUUCUCUAAUUAUCCCUCCUAUACAAUUAGCGCUGACUAGAUGAUAUGUUAAAGUACAAUGCUAAAAAUAAAAUGAUACGCUCAACAAAUA
Syngnathus acus (greater pipefish) is the source of this 1573-nucleotide messenger RNA. RefSeq names its product 5-hydroxytryptamine receptor 3E-like. Gene Ontology annotation, cellular component: synapse; membrane; neuron projection. The record is from RefSeq and is a predicted model, not a curated record. Gene Ontology annotation, molecular function: transmembrane signaling receptor activity; extracellular ligand-gated monoatomic ion channel activity; neurotransmitter receptor activity. Gene Ontology annotation, biological process: regulation of membrane potential; nervous system process; chemical synaptic transmission. The coding region runs from base 17 to 1381 and encodes 454 amino acids. The transcript is spliced from 9 exons. NCBI's taxonomy places the organism in Eukaryota, Metazoa, Chordata, Actinopteri, Syngnathiformes, Syngnathidae.